Molecule: messenger RNA, 2157 nt
Organism: Labeo rohita (rohu)
Lineage: Eukaryota; Metazoa; Chordata; Actinopteri; Cypriniformes; Cyprinidae
Gene: aspn
Product: asporin (LRR class 1)
Exons: 8
Coding region: 278-1393 (371 amino acids)
Molecular function (GO): protein binding
Source: RefSeq, a predicted model, not a curated record
GUGCUAGUUAAGCAUCCAGCAGAGCUGCAUACAGUGCCUACCCCUUAUUCCGAAUCUGCUCCUUGAACCAGCAGCAUCUUUUCCAUCCCCAUUCAUUCAAGGAUCUCAUGCUUUGACGAGCGUGAUCUCCACCUUUCGGGCUUUCGCGCGCGCUGCAUUUAAGGACCCGUGCCUCGACAAAUCCUGACGGCAAUACUGAUCUCACCCCUGGAGGCUUACUUGAACAAGGAUUACACAGAUUCUGCAGGGCGAAACCAUUUAUGACAACAGCCGCACCAUGAAGGUACUUUUACUACUCGCCCUAUUGACGUUAUGUCACACGAAACCAUACAAGCAUGUCAACGUCAUGGAUUUCAUCAAGGAUCAUGAACUUAUGCAACAAGACGCGGGCGAUUAUGAUGACGAUGAUGACGACGAUGAUGACGACGGCGAUGUCGAAUACAACGAUUAUGAUGAUAACGUUGUUUCGGACUGUCCCGAAUGGUGUCGGUGCUCAAAGAAAGUUCUGCAGUGCUCAGAUCAGGGUCUGACCAAGGUGCCAAAGGACAUUCCUGCAAACACGUUGCUCGUCGACCUCCAAAACAAUGACAUCACGGAAAUCAAGGAAGACGAUUUUAAAGGCUUGGAUAAUCUCUAUGCCCUGUUUCUGCUCAACAACCAGAUAUCGAAAAUUCACCCAAAGGCGUUUCGCAACAUGAACAAACUCAAGAUUCUCCACCUUUCAUACAACCUGCUGACACAGAUGCCCGAGAACCUCCCCACGAGCAUUCAGUCGCUGCGACUGCACGACAACAAGAUUAGCCGACUUCCGAAAGGAGCGUUUAAAGGAAUGCAGGACCUAAAUGUUUUAGAACUCAGUGCAAACCCAAUUGCAAACAGCGGGAUUGAACCAGGGGCCUUUGACAACAUGGCGACCCUCUACUUGAGAAUAGCUGAAGCAAAGCUUACAGCUAUCCCUAAAGAUCUGCCACCUUCCCUCAACGAGCUUCACUUGGACUACAACAAGAUCGCCAAAGUGGAGUCCGAGGAUUUUUUGAGAUUAAAAAGCCUACAGAGGUUGUGGCUUGACUUCAAUCAAAUCAAGUACGUGGAGAACGGAAGUUUCACUCCCAUUUCCAAAGUCAGAGAAAUGCAUCUGGAUAACAAUAAACUGAAGAAAGUUCCUCCAGGCUUGAACAACCUGAAGUACUUGCAGGUGGUGUACUUACAUGCCAACAGCAUCAGUAACGUUGGAGUAAACGACUUUUGCCCUUCGAGAACCCGGGUUAAAAAAACUCUCUACACUAGGAUUAGUUUAUACGCAAACCCAGUGAAAUACUGGGAGAUUCAGCCACCUACUUUUCGGUGCGUUUCCAGCCACAAUUCAGUGCAGCUGGGUAACCACAGAAAGUGAGCGAAACAGUAGCGACAUGCACCAUCUUGCCACUGGAGGGCAGCAUUAUAACUAGUCAUGAACUUCAUCCUAAUGUAAUAAAUUAUCACGUCCUCAUGGUGAUGUACAGAAUGUAAUUUAUCCAAAAUCCAAGAGCGUCUACAGCGGAUAGGGACUCGUUACUUGAAUUUGGUGAGGAUUUCGAAGACUUUGAAUUACAUCAGAGACAAAUCAACAACACUGUGUGCAAUAGAUGCAUAGGUUUUCAUUAUUAAUGUUUACGUUGAAAUAUUUUCAACUUUAUAAAGAGCGAAGAACAGUUUUAAUGGCAAACUUUUAGAUCAGGUGCUAAACAAAUUUGUCCCCAUAUAAUGAAGUUCUCUAAAUAAGGAACAACUGUAUAGAAUCUUAGAAUAAAAUAAAAAUCAAAUUUACAAGGCCAGUUUGCUUUAUGUUUUACUUCUUGUAUUUUAGAGAAUGGGCAUUAUUCAUUGGUGCUUAUUAGCAGUUUUAGUGAUAACAACAAAAUUAAUAUUGCAUGCUAAAGUUUCAUUAUAUAACUUUAUUCAUUGCCAUUGUUUUCUCUGAAAUAUUAGAGAUGGACAUUCUUGUCAUAAUCUCAGAAAUAAAAAAAAACUGAUCUGUAUGGACCACCGGGUUGGUUGCAGUUUACACAACAGCGUUCCUGACAUUUGCAAAACUGUACUUUCAGCAAGUGUUUUCUUAGCCAGCGGUGCUGUGUUAUUUGUUUCCAAUUCAGAUGUUGUUUCUUUAGAAAAAUAAAG